Messenger RNA from Leptomonas pyrrhocoris, 5654 nucleotides. Its product is annotated as subtilisin-like serine peptidase. The record is from RefSeq and is a predicted model, not a curated record. NCBI's taxonomy places the organism in Eukaryota, Euglenozoa, Kinetoplastea, Trypanosomatida, Trypanosomatidae. The coding region runs from base 564 to 5654 and encodes 1696 amino acids. The transcript has a single exon.
GACGCAUAGGUAGUGGACACUGUUUGGCGGCAAAGGAAACGUCGAACACGAGUUCGCAGCUCCUCAGCUUGGUCUUCUACCUCCGUGUUAUUUUACUUCGAAGCACCCAUCUUUCAAUUGCGGUGCUCUCUCCUAUGUAUAUUGUGCCGUAGAAGCUGUCGUUGAAUUCUUUGUUCUCUCAAAGCCUUGACCUUCUUUGGUUUUCUUCAUUAUCUUUCCUCAUUGCCUUCAUAUCUGCAUCGUCACAGUCUACCGCCCAGUAACAGCAACAAGAAGAGUUCAUGUCUAACGUCGUUUUUGAAGCCCACUCCCCAAAAAAUAUAUAGCACACACGUUGUUUCUCGAGGCAGGAGUGCCUGGCCGGUAUUCCAUCGUGAUCUUUAUUUUAUUAUUAUUGUUUUCAUUCUCAUUGAUAUCACUAAAGAAGGAAGAAGAAAAAAAGUUUCUUGCCAUUUUGUCUGUGUGGAGGUGCUCCGUCGUGUGAAGCGUACGAGCAGCAAAUAGCUAAACAAACGACAUUUCUCAAGCGCAACCUUUUUUUUUUUCUACCAGCUUCUCAAACGAUGCGGUUCUUCCACUUGAAGCAGAAGGUCUACACGACCGACACAUCUCCCGCGAUCAACAGUGAGGAUGUCGGCGUGGAAGGAAAGCGCUACCCGACGCACAAGUUUGGGCGCUUCAUCAGCAACUACCCCAUCUUGAUGCUCGCGACGUUUUUGCUGCCGUUGGCCUUCUUCAUGGUCGGGUGUGUGCUCAUCACUUCUGAUAUGUCGUACUCGUUGGACGACUUCCAGAUCCGCUCCACCAUUCCUAUCCGCAGCGACGCAUUGAAAAUCAACUCGGUGCUAGAUGAUUGGGCACGGAUUCUAAGUGGGACAGAUUUGCUGGCGGGCAGCGUGAACCUCAAGCACGACCGCGCCAUCGUGAAGGAUACACUGGAGCUGCGCGCCGUCAUUGACCUCGAGGCAGUCUUCAAGGCACAGAAGCAGUAUAAUUACAGCGAUGACAAACGUGCUGAAAUGUCCAACAUGCUUAGCCCGUCCAACAUCGCGAUGUACCGCGUCAUUGAGAAGAUGAUCACGCAACAAGAAUUCUACGAGGAUGUGUGUUUUACGAACGACUUGCGUGGCGGUGUGGUGAACAACGUUUAUCCCACCUGUGUGCCUGUGUCGAGUGUAACGCAGUACGUCUUCCCGGUGUGGAACGGGACGUCGUGGAACAUGGACGGCAGCGGUGACGUUUACCAACUUGACGGCCUUCCUCGCCUCUUUUCGAAUCCCAGCUACGGGUGGUUCUUCGACAACAACUUCUCCACACUGAACCCUGUGGCCCGUCAGCUGCGCUCGCAGUACACCUUCGCCUCUACCAGAGGGGAGAACCGAAAGCUGUACCUGGACCGUAUGCAAAAGUUCCUCCCCAAGGCAACCAGGUAUCUAACGGAGUCAGUCAACAUGUACUACGCAAAACUCUACCUCGGCGGUGGAACGUCGCAAAAUCUGCUGAUGGAGAUUGCAGGGCGGAAAGAGGGCUUCAAGGUUGGCGUGGCUGCCGUCAUCUGCUUUGUGUUCAGCUGGUGGCAUUGCCGUACUUUCGUGGUGGGCCUGUACACGGUGGCGCAAACCAUGAUCGUGUACAUGGCGACCGUCGGGCUGUACGCUCUCAUCUACCGCACUCUGCCGCUGACGACGUAUUCCGCGAUCAUCUGGGUGACGACGUUCUGCAUGCACGGGACGCUGAGCUUCUACGACAUGUUUGUGUACAGCGGUGUCAUGGCGACGAAGGGCCGGCAGAACAACCUGAGCGUUGCACAGCGGCUGUGCUUCACGAUUCGGCGCGUGUCGAUUGGCGUGUGGAUCGCGGAUGUGCUUGCCAUCGUCAUCUUCGCCAUCAACACGACGUCGCUGUUCAACUCGGUGGUGCAGUUCAGCGUGUUCAUGAUGAUCGCGCUGCUGUGGAACAUGUACUGCGUCGUGCUGUCGACGCCCGCGCUUGUUGUGUUCCACCACAUGUACUUCGCGAACAAGCGACGCAACCUGCAGAAGCAGAACGACGUGCUGAACGCUGCGAUGCAGGGGUGCCGGCGCCCGGAGCACAUGGUGAACCUGCUCGGCGUCGUGCAGGAAAACGUUGCAGACGGUGAGAAACCCUACUGGAUCGACGAAGAUUUGAUUAAGGCCCGCAUCGGUGCUAACUGUGGAGUCAACAAGCGGGAGUUUCACGGUUUCAAGGAUUUCAUUCGAGUAGAAACGCGCACCGGAUACGAUAAAUUUCGCGCUGCGCGUCGUGACAUCGUUGGUGCCAUGCACAAGGUGCAGAAGACGAAGCAACUGGUGGUGGAAGGAAAACAGUCGAACGACGUUGAACUUGCUGCUGCUCAAUUACAGGACUUCUUGCAGGUGGGAGACGCAAACCCGCUCGCCGACGAGGCCGGCGCUGGCGGCAAUGGCCCCAACCUGUACUACAACCCCCGCAUGGUAUUACCCUCCGACCUCAUCCACAUCCCCCCUGUCUACGUCGAACGCAGUGAGGAGUGCUGGGCUGGUUUGUGCAGCGCUCUGGGGCAGCCCGCACAGAGCAACAACGGGGAGAUGGUGGCACCCCGUAUAGAAAGUUUAGCCAACCAAGGCGGCAGCGACGCCGAGGCGGCGACCUUUGCGGAGCUCUGGCGUGAAGCUGGCACGCGCAUCGGGGUGGAAACCACCUCUAACAACCGAACCGCCUCACUCGUUCCUCUGGCGGUGCGAAAUAUCGUACGGGCCCACGACCCAAACAUGGUCGUCGACACCGGCGUACGAGUCGUCCCGCUGAACUUGGAGGACGAUGCCGCUGCCCCUUUUGGUGCAACUGCCGCUCCGUCGUCUGCUGGUCCUCGGCUGACAGGUGGCCCUUCCGGCUUCGGACUUGCCAAACUGCGGUAUCGGUGGAUGCACCGCGACGAUGUACGGCGGUCGCGUUGUUGCGGCAUGUUCGGUAAAGUGGAAGACGAGAAGCCUGACGAGCGCAUGCAGCGACUGUUGCGACGCAAGGUGAAGCGAGACGGCUAUUCACUCUUCGAACGCUUCUUGCUGGCCUAUUUCCUUCCAGCCGUCUACCGUGUGCGUUACGUGUUGCUUGUGCUGCUCUUCGCGAUGUUCAUUGCGCUGUGCGUGGCAGGGUCUUUCAUCAAGGCGGGCGGUCUGCCCAACACGCUCAUAGCGGGCCAAGAGGCAACGGCAGCUAAAUUUGCAGCGAUGGACGAUACCUUCGGUCAGCGUGGCGACUGCACCUUCUGCGCUCCUUACUACCGAUCUGCUCAAGAUUACCGGCAGGCAAACGCUACCGAUAUUGCAGCAUGCUCUCCUGCAAACGGUGCGCAGAUGAACCUGUACGUUGACUCGUGCGGCGUGUGCAACGGCACGAACGCGUGCGUGGACUGUGCUGGCACGGUAGACGGCGGUGCCACUCUGGACCACUGCGGCGGCUGCAGCGUGCCGGGUGCACUGACGCCGACGAUGUGCACGUGCAGUGUUACGCGAAACUGUUCGUACUGCGACUGGGCGGUGAGUGGGCUGCUGAUCCCGGUCGGUGAAACCUGCACCACUGUGUGUCCCGCGACGAGCCGGUGCGGCGCGCAUGGGACGUGCGAUCAGUACACGGCGCAGUGCCAGUGCGACCCGGGCUACAGCGGUGCGACGUGCGAGGCGCAGGGCGUCGACUGCGGGUCGCACGGCACGCUGGAUGCGGCGACGCAGCGCUGCAGGUGCGCCGCGGGCUGGUCGGGGACGCACUGCAACGUGUCGAGCCAGUGCGGCGGGCGUGGAUCGCUGCUGAGCGCUGCGGAGUCGCCGACGGGAGCGGCGAUGUGCGCCUGCGUGGGGCACUGGCGCGGUGCGACGUGCCAGGUGUGUGACUGCAUGAACGGCGGCAUGUGCAACGGCGCGACGGGCGAGUGCGAGUGCGUCGGCGCGUUUGUUGGGCCGCGGUGCGAGACGUGCGCGGGGAACUGCACGCUGCGCGGCACGUGCCCCGACGUGACGACUCCGGACUACAGCCUGUGGAACGUGCGGACGUGCAUCGCGAACGCGUGCGUGCAGCACGACGAUGCGACGAAUGUGAACACGAUCCCGGAGACGAUGUGCAGCGCGUGCGAGCGCACGGGGACGACGGGCACGACGACGGCGUGCAGCUCGGCGGCUAACCGGGACAGCUGCCUGGCGAACGUUGACUGCUGGUGGUACACGGGGCCCACGGGGGCGCCGUACUGCGGCCUUGCACGCGAGAAGAACGACACGUCGCCGCUGGACUGCACGUGCAAGUACCCGGGCGUGUGGUCUGGCGAGACGUGCGGGGCGUGCCUUGCGCCGAAGGGUGCGACGUGCCAGGAGGACGGGACGGUGCUGGGGUGCAACGGGCUUGUGUACGUGUCCGCGAGCGCCGCGAUGCGCACGGACGCGUGCGGUGUGUGCGGCGGCAACGGGCUGUGCCGCGGGUGUGACGGCAUUCCCGGCAGCGGCAAGGUGUACGACGCGUGCGGUGUGUGCGGUGGCGACGGCAAAUGCACCGGCGCGAGCACUGCGCAGCCCGUCUACGUGGACUACCUCUUUGACCUGACCGCCGUACGCACCAUCGAGAACAACGAGAACUGGUGCAAGGUGGUGGCCACCAUUGCGGCGACGGUGCGCGCGUCCGACGGAACGGGCUCCCAAGCGAAGAGUGUCCUCGAGGAUUACCUUAGCGUUUCCGCGCACUACAGCAUGGAUAGCAUCACCUCGUUUUAUCGCUUUGCAGUUGCGAACGGCCGAUUGAGCGAGGCGGUUUUCUCCUUGAAUUCUAAUGGAGAGCCGGUAAAACUACUACACAUCCGUUAUCGCGUAGAGAGUACAAUAGUGAACAGCGAGAGCACCUCCAAGCUGAUUGUGUCCUAUUACUAUUGGAUUGAGAAGUACCUCAUCGGGCCAUUCCACACGUUUGCGAAGACGAACGACGUGUCUGUCUCGUUCACGAGCACUGUCUUCCAGCCCGCGGUUGCGAGGGUCGGCGCGCUGCAGAGCCUGUGGUUCUCCGUGGGCAUCGGCCUUGCCGUGACGUUUGUAUUCCUGCUGGUGUACUACGUGAGCGUGACGACGGCCGCGGCUGCGACGAUGGUGGCUGCGAUCGUGUGCUUCGGGUCGCUGACGGUGUGCAUGAUAUUCAGCUGGGACGUGGACGCGGUGCUGCAGGUGUGCAUCAGCUGCACGGUGCCGAUCGGCGUGGAGUACGUGGUGCACUUCUGCAGCGGCUACUUCGACUAUUUGCAGACGACGACGUCGCACCUCUUCGCUAAAGACGUGACGCGGCGCGCCGCUGUCCAGGGUGCGCUUCUGCGGUCUGCGUCGGCGGUGUGCACUUCGGCGGUGACUGUGAUCGUCAUCUCGAUCAUGUUUGACGCGUCUGAGCUGACGCCUUUGAAGCGCUGUGGCCAGAUCAGCAUCACGCUGCAUCUGCUGAUCCUGAUUGCGGGUGUGCUCUUCAUAGGCGCUGUGGCCGCCUUUGGUCCGAUGAAGGCGUACCAGCACUGGACGCUCUCCAGCCUGCUGUGCGUUGUGUGCGCGGUGCUGGCUGCCAUCGCGGUGCUGAUCAUGUACGGUGCGAACGGCGUACUGGGGCCGCACGCCAACAAGAUCCUGACGCACUGA